AUGAAUAUUGUAGAAUGGGCCUUUGGCAAGCGCAUGACGCCCGCCGAGCGCCUGCGCAAGCAUCAACGCGCCCUCGAGAAGACUCAACGCGAACUUGAUCGUGAACGCACAAAGCUGGAGAAUCAGGAGAAAAAGCUAGUCCAGGACAUCAAGAAGAACGCAAAGAACGGCCAGAUGGGCGCAGUCAAGAUUCAGGCCAAGGAUCUUGUCAGAACAAGACGAUACAUUCAGAAGUUCUACCAGAUGCGAACCCAGUUGCAGGCUAUCUCAUUGCGCAUUCAGACUGUGCGCAGUAACGAGCAGAUGAUGCAGUCCAUGAAAGGCGCUACCAAGCUCCUGGGUAGCAUGAACCGACAGAUGAACCUCCCCGCCCUCCAACGCAUCGCCAUGGAAUUCGAACGCGAAAACGACAUCAUGGACCAACGGCAAGAGAUGAUGGACGACGCCAUUGACGAUGUGACGGGCUUGGAAGACGAGGAAGAGGGAGAAGAGGUUGUCAAUCAGAUUCUCGAUGAAAUUGGUGUCGACCUUGGUCAAGCUAUGGGUGAGACCCCGACUGGUCUGCAGAGCACCGCUGUCGAACAAGGCAAAGUUGCACAAGCCAUCGGUGGUGACCCUGGUGAUGAUGAUCUCCAAGCCAGAUUGGACAGUCUACGACGAUGA
Aureobasidium subglaciale EXF-2481 is the source of this 663-nucleotide messenger RNA. RefSeq lists its product as uncharacterized. Gene Ontology annotation, biological process: protein transport; endosome transport via multivesicular body sorting pathway; late endosome to vacuole transport. Bases 1 to 663 code for a protein of 220 amino acids. The transcript has 4 exons. Gene Ontology annotation, cellular component: ESCRT III complex; multivesicular body. The record is from RefSeq and is a predicted model, not a curated record. Lineage: Eukaryota; Fungi; Ascomycota; Dothideomycetes; Dothideales; Saccotheciaceae.